AUGGAGCGUCUAUUGAAACCUGAAAAGUUAGACUGUGACUCUAACUCGCCCACAGCAGCACAGGAGUGGCGGCAUUGGCUACAGACCUUCAAGACUUUCAUCGCCGUUCUACCGCAAGAGAAUCUGAACAAGCUCGGACUUCUCAUCAAUUUUGUGUCUCCAAAGAUUUAUGAAAGUAUUUCCGAGUGCACUACCUACGACGACGCCUUAACUACACUGCAGUCAGUUUCCAAGCCAACUAAUGAAGUGUUUCGCGCCACCGCCUUGCGACUCGUCGUCAGGCACCAGGCGGUAACAGCAACUCAGCACUGUGAAGAAUACAUGAGGGAUGCGUUUAUUAGCGGCUUGCAAUCACCAGCAAUCAGACAGCGCCUUUUGGAAAAUAAGACGCUUGAAUCCGAAUCCGUUCUCGCGGCAAGUGCUACGAAAGCAAAGUGUUUCUUUUGUGGUCUUCUACGGCAUCCACGUUCAAAGUGCCGUGCUCGUGAUGCGGUGUGUCAUAAGUGCCAGAAGAAGGGUCAUUUCUCGAAAGUGUGCCGUAGCUCCAGUGUAAGUGGUUCUGUGACUCCUAACAAUGGCGCUCUGCUUGCUACCAUAACUAGUGCUGCUACUCCAAGCAUCUUGUCAAAGGCAGUUGCGAGAGUUUCGAUCAACGGAAUCGAAGCUGAUGGCCUCAUUGACAGUGGUAGUUCAGAGAGUUUCAUUCAUCCAGAUCUAGUUAAACACCACUCAUUAAAUGUACAACACUCUAAAAGUGCCGUGACCAUGGCUUCCACUUCUCUUUCUGCUCACACGUCUGGAGUUUGCGAGGUUAACAUUAAAGUGAACGGCUGGGAUUAUGAAAGUGUACGCCUCACUGUGCUCCCGAAGUUAUGUUCUGACCUGAUUGCCAUCCUGUUGCAGCGCUACUCCACUGAAGACCGCGCAUUUAUAGAAAAAGAAGUACAAAGGCUAUUGAAGGAAGGAAUCAUCGAACCAAGCAACUCACCAUGGCGUGCUCGUGGUCGUCGUGAAAGAUACACCCUUCCUCGCAUUGAUGAAACAGUGAAUAAGAUAGCACAGUAUAGAGUUUUUAGCACCAUUGAUCUGCGCAGUGCUUAUCAUCAAGUGGCCAUCAAAGAUACAGACAAAUUGUAUACGGCUCUUGAAGCAGGAGGUAAACUUUACCAGUUUGCAAGAAUCCCAUUCGGUGUCACUAAUGGAGUUGCUUGUUUCCAAAGAAUUAUGGAUUCGUUGAUCAAGGAGGAAGGACUUGUUGGUACCUACGCCUAUUUAGAUGAUGCCACCAUCUGUGGAAUGACGCAGCAAGAACAUGAUGACAAUCUCAACAAAUUCCUUGAAGCUGCUGCGAGGAGAAACAUGACCUAUAAUGAAGAUAAGUGCACAAUUUCAACCUGA
Penaeus vannamei (Pacific white shrimp) is the source of this 1398-nucleotide messenger RNA. NCBI's taxonomy places the organism in Eukaryota, Metazoa, Arthropoda, Malacostraca, Decapoda, Penaeidae. The record is from RefSeq and is a predicted model, not a curated record.